CUGUACUAAAACAUCAAACACGCUCGUCUGCUUCAUAUAUUUCGUUUCCGGUGGAUUAACUUGUGUAGAAUACAUUUGUUUCAUAUUGGUGCUAAUAACGAGAACAUCCUCCGAUGGAUUCACCACCAUCCAUUUUAUAAUCUGGUCGCAUAGUUUGUUAUUCUCCAAUGUAUCUGACGGCAGCAAAACAUCCCUAACAAACUUGUAAUUAUCUUUGUCUUCAACUCUUUCAAAAAACUGUACAUAUUGCGUACCACACGCUGUAAUAAACCCUUUAGAAUAACUGACGAUUGCUGUCACUCCAUGCGUCCUUGCGACAUCGUUUGGAAGAUUCAAAUAUUGGAAUACGUUAAAAUCGAGUCUUAAAUCCGUACCUUCAAUAAACAACACUCUUCCAUUGCCUGUACCCACCAAAAGACGCUCGUUCGCAUCCCAACAAUAGCAUUUGAAAUCUCGAGGUUCGAUCUUCGGGAAAUUGAACUGUUUGAAGUUACCUUCGACGAAUCGGAAUGAUUUUAGAAGUCCAUUGCCAAAAGCAUACACGUUAAGAUGAUCCUGAGGAUUGAAGCUGAUAAAAUUAAGAGUCUCUGGUACCAGAGAAGUCGUGACUUUGGCUGUUAUGAGUAGUCUCGAUUUUUCCCAUGACCAGUAAAGGAGAGUUCGUGAUGGGUCGUCACAUAUGGCUAUGAUACAUCGAGAAUCAGAUGAAAAAGAUAAACUAAGGAUUUUACAAGAAAAUAAUUCUGGACAAACUAAUGUCUUCUUUUUCCGCAAAGCAAACAAAUCAAGAAUGUUUAUAGACGGUUUUUCGUAUUUCAAACCAACAGCAGUAUAGUUACGGUUAGGACUAAUAGCCAUGGCAGUUAUUUCAGCUCCUUUCUCUGACGCUAAGAGCAAUCGCAUAGUCUUCUGUUCGGUGUUAAAAAAGACACAGUAACAACCACACGGAUAAAGGAUCGUUUGUUCAUCAAGAUAAAAAACAUUGCUAGAAAUAUCCGAGUUGAUUCCAAUCAAAUAUUUUAUUGUCGCUGUAGAGAUAGCCAUUUUGAAUAGAAAUAAAUUCCCUGACUUUUCUUGUCGCUUUUGUUAUAAGUUAAAAAUGAAAUUAAAUCUCAAAACGAGACGUCACAUGAUGCUAGUCAGGUGACCCAAAUUUUAUUCUAAUGGACAGCCUCCCAUUUUUUCCUAUUUUUUCGACAUUUUGAUAUUUAUUUAUUCAUUCAUUCAUUCAUUUAUUUAUUUAUUUACUAAAGUUCUGUUAUGCUACCAACACACACGGACACACUCACACACACAUUUCCGACGAAUGAAAAGCAUACAUCUCCCAACGAAUUUCACUUACAUGCACGCAUCUUUUAACAAAUUUAAGGCACCUACUCACAAACACACAUACAUAUCUUUUAACGAAUUUGUGGUACACACAUACACACACUCACAUACUUUUGAUGAAUUUAAGGUAGAAAUACACACACGCAUCUUUCGACGAAUUAAAAACACGCACGUCCACAUACACACGCAUACGAACACACUCACAUACCACAACACAUCUACAUACAUAUAUACGCGCACACAACUACGUACUCACACACACACACACACACACGUUUUGAGUUAUUUACAAAACACCACACACAUAUACACACACCUUUUAAGAAAUUUAUGGUUCACACGCACAUACUUCUUUUGACAAACUUAAUACACACUUACACAAACAUAUCUUUAUAUCUAUCAUUUCAUAAUAGAGUUAUUAUUAAUAAACUCUUUUAACAUUGUUCAUAGCAAUCUGCUCAAAACCUCUCUUGCUUCUAUAGCAUAAACUUUCUGUUUUAAACUAAUUUAAAAACAUUCCAUCAAAAUUUACACCUUACACCAGAUAGUUAUUUUGCUAAGUUUUUCAUUAUUUUCAAAAUUAAUUGAAACAAAGAUGGUGAAUUUCAAGAGAAAUAUGGUGAUACAAGGAUUAAAUAUUUUAUGACUCUAUCAGUCUCUGUGUUCUGUGACUCACCAGAGACCAUUCCUUGGUUCUACGAUACAAACUUCCUGUUUCAAACUGAUCUUAAUUAAAACCUUCCAUCAAAAUUUCACCUUAAUUUAUGUUCCAAACACCAGCUCAAUAAUCCCUUCUCCUGUAGACACAAAGCCUGAAAUUUGGAGGAAGGGAUUAAGUCAAUUACACCGACCCCAGUGCGUAACUGGUACUUAUUUAAUCGACUCCGAAAGGAUGAAAGGCAAAGUCGACCUCGGCGGAAUUUGAACAUAUGAAAUACCGCUAAGCAUUUCGCCUGGCAUGCUAAUGAUUCUUAUUUCUUUAUUGCCCACAAAGGGCUAAACAUAGAGGGGACAAACAAGGACAGACAAAGGGAUUAAGUCGAUUACAUCGACCCCAGUGCGUAACUGGUACUUAAUUUAUCAACCCCGAAAGGAUGAAAGGCAAAGUCGACCUCGGCGGAAUUUGAACUCAGAACGUAAGGGCAGACAAAAUACCGCUAAGCACUUCGCCUGGCAUGCUAAUGAUUCUGCCAGCUUACCACCUUCUCCAGCGCAAUAAUCACAAAAGUAUUUCACUAAAUUCUUCAUUAUUUUCAAAAUUAAUUGAAACAAAGGAAAUGCAAUAUUUCAACAGAAAUAUGAUAAUAAAAGAACCAUGUCGAAAAUAUUUGUAUGUGUUACUAUUCUUCUUACAAUACUGGUCCCUAAAGCCAUCAGCUGGCCUGACAAGGUUUCUGAGGAAGCUUGCGUGAAUAAGAUACCACCCAAAUGGCCAUCACCCCAGACAUCACAGCCACCAUAUAAGAUUUUGCUGUCAGAUAAUUUUUAUAAAGCAAAUGACAUUAUAAAUGUGACUGUAAAAGGUCAAAAUAGCACUAAACUCCAAGAGUUGUACUUGGUCAUUGUAUCUGACGAGAAAGUUUCACAAAAUUUGGGUACAUUUGAUGUACCAUUCCAUACAGACGGAACAUUGUGUAGGAACCAGAGCAAAAACUCCUAUUUUUCAUACAACAACAGCAGCAGCAACAGGAAUUUCAUCACAACAACUUGGAAAGCUCCAGAAAAAUCUUUCGGAAAACUCUUGGUUAUUGCAACUGUAGUUCAGGGAAAGACAAAAUACUGGAUGAAUGUCAAUACAACACUAUAUGCUGCCUCAACAACAGAUAAUGAUGAUUGUGGAAAGCACAAAGGAUGUUUGGAUUGUGAAGAUGGAUGUCUCAUUUCUUGGAUUCCAAGCAAGGAUAAGAAAACGGUUCACUUUGAAUUUUCAUUACCAACACAAUCUGAGAACGUAUAUCUUGCCUUGGGGAUUUCCCCUGAACCUCAAAUGGAUGGAGAUCAUGUGAUUGAAUGUGUCCAAGGAAACUCAAUGCACAUCCUACGUACGUCGCAUAACACGAAACAUCACAACCAACUGAUUCCAGUUCCUCCUGGUGUCAUAAACAAUCCCAACAUUUCCUAUGUUGAUGGAAUUCUGAAAUGUAAAUUCAGUUCUCUGGUUAAUUCUAAGACCGAUGCAUUACCUGCACUAGACCAAGCCUGGUAUCUGGAGUAUGCUGUGGGAAAUGUAAAGGUCAAUGGAAAAGAAUUGGUAAAACAAUUUCAUUCACGAAAGGCAGCCAGCAACUCUAGAAUAAAACUAACAGAAGUCGAAGUCAUUGAAAACUCAAUUCCAGCUUUAGUUAAACUUCAUGUCUUCAUGAUGGUCCUGGCUUGGUUGCUAUUCAACAAUUUGGCGAUAAAUAUUGCUCGCAACUAUAAAGACCUUAAACCAGAUUGUACUCUCUGUGGGUCUAAGAUUUGGUUCCAGCUCCAUCGGUUGCUGAUUGCACUUACUGCUCUUUUCACCCUGAUUGGAAUCAUCGCAAUAUUCGUCCAUGUCAAUGGUUUCAGCACAUUUGACAGCAGUGCCCCAGGACCUUACACAGCCCAUCCACUCAUUGGCUUACUCAUUGUGUUUCUUGUUUUAGUAAAUAUUUUCUUGGGUCUACUUCGACCUGAUCUUAAAAGUAGCGAUCGACCAUUCUUCAAUAUAGUUCAUCGGAGUGUUGGAAUGACAUGUCAAAUAUUGUCAAUUGCCUCCAUUUGCACUGGUGCCUACAUACUGAAUAGUUAUACAGACUUGAUCUACGGGCUUAUGAUCUUUUAUGUGGUAUACAUGGUUUUAUUAAACAUAAUGCUAUUCAUCAUUGACAAUUGUUAUUUAAACAAUAAUCACAAAUGCAGAGAUGACAGCAUCAACAAGUUGCGGAUAUUCAAAAAUCUUUUACUUCCGAUACAUAGCAUCAUCCAAUUGGUUCUUGCUGCGUUCGUGGCAUCGUAUGCAGUGGCAGGAGACUAAAACGGGUGGAAGGUUGAAUCUAAGGAACUACAAAUGGAUGCAAGCAGACAAAUACACAAUCACAUACACACAUAUACACACUCAUUCACAUUUGCACAUAAGCAUCCAUUUACACACACACACAAAAUCAUACAUACAUACAUACAUAAAUGCAUACAGGUGUGACUGUGUAGUAAGAAGGCACAGGUAUGGCUAUGUGGUAAAAAGCUUGCUUCUUAACCACAUGGUUCCAGGUUCAGUUCCACUGCAUGGCACCCUGGGCAAAUGUCUUUUACUAUAGCCUCAGCCUUGUGAGUGGAUUUGAUAGAAACUGAAAGAAGCUCGUUCAAUAUAUAUAUAUAUAUAUAUGUGUGUGUGUGUGUGUUGGAAGGUUUGGAGGUGAUGUACAGGAAUUAUAUAUUAGAAAAAAUAAUAAUCAGGUACUCAGAUAUCUGGAUGGUUGUAUAUUUACAGAUGUUUAUUCAUAUGUCACAUGUUUUAUAAAUUAGCACUUUCACCUAGUCUUGUGACAUAUGAAUAAAAAUCUGUAAAUAUAUAACCAUCCAGACAUCUGAGUACCUGAUUAUUAUUUUUUCUAAUAUAUAUAUAUAUAUAUAUAUAUAUAUAUAUAUAUACACAUACACAUGUGUGCGUGUCUUUGUGUCUAUGUUUGUCAUCCUGUUACUGCUUGACAACUGGUGUUGGUGUGUUUAUGUCCCUCUAACUUAGUGGUCUGGCAAAAGAGACUGAUAGAGUAAGUACUAGGCUUUAAAAAUAAAAUAAGUCCUGGGGGUAGAUUUAUUCAACUAAAACCCUUCAAGGUGGUGCUCCAGUAUGUCUGCAGUCAAAUGACUGAAACGAGUAAAAAAUAAAAGAAUGUGUGUGUGUGUGCACGCAUGCGCGUGUACGUGUGUGUGUGUGUGUAUACUUAUGUAUAAACAGGGUGUUUGGCCUAAAUUUGACAGUUUGCAUAAAAAGAAAAGAAAAUUUAACAUACCAUCCAAAAAUAAAAUUAUUAUAAAAAAAUCAAACUAUCAACUAGAUUAUGACCGGGAGAUAACUGUUUACUCAAGAUGGCUCCAGAACCUGGCACAUAAAAUGUAUAAUUGGAACAGUAUAAUUAUACAAGACUUUUCUAAAGUUUAGCAUGUAUCAAUUACUGUUGUUGUUAAGCAAAAUCUACACAUGAAACUUUCAUUUUUUUUGUUAGGGACCAGCACUUUCUUUAGAAGAACUUGGAUAAUUCAAAUAGAAAUGAUCAUACACACACAUAUAUCUAUACAUGCUUACAAGGAUAUACACAUAAACAUAGAUACACACAGAAAAAUAGAUACAUACACAAACAUAUUAGUAAGUGUGUGUGCAUACACAUAUACACACUCACUAACAGAGAAAGAGCACAAGGAACAAAUGGAUGCGUGUACACAAACACAUGCACACACGCACUUACAUUCAAACAAGCACACUCAUAUUCACACAUGCGCACAUUCACACAUACACUCACGUUCACACAAGCACACAUUCACACGCAUAUAUGCUUGCUCCACUACACACAAAUAUGCAUACGCAUGCACACAUACACACACCCUCAUACACACACUUUCAUACACACACUCUCAUAUCUGUUGAUUAUGUCAUACAUACACAUGUUAUGUCACACAUGUGUGUGUGUAUGUGUGUUUCUAAAGUGAAUAUCAAUGUUUGUUCUAUAUCAAGUCGUAUUAAAAUGAAAUAAUCAAAAACAAA
Octopus bimaculoides (California two-spot octopus) is the source of this 6055-nucleotide messenger RNA. RefSeq names its product ferric reductase 1. NCBI's taxonomy places the organism in Eukaryota, Metazoa, Mollusca, Cephalopoda, Octopoda, Octopodidae. The record is from RefSeq and is a predicted model, not a curated record.